Brassica napus (rape) is the source of this 792-nucleotide messenger RNA. RefSeq lists its product as uncharacterized. The record is from RefSeq and is a predicted model, not a curated record. The transcript is spliced from 4 exons. NCBI's taxonomy places the organism in Eukaryota, Viridiplantae, Streptophyta, Magnoliopsida, Brassicales, Brassicaceae. Bases 125 to 727 code for a protein of 200 amino acids.
CAGUUUCAGUUGAUAUUUUGCUUCUGAAUGCUUUGUGUGUGUUUUGAUCAAAUCAGGAAUUUCAAAAUCGAAUUGAUCGUUGAAAUGAUUGACGUGCACAAGAACUUAAGAUUGAAAAGGCUUAAUGGGCUACCUAUGGGCCUUGAAUAUAUUUAUUCUCUCUCUCUUAUUCCAACCUCCAAAAUUCAAAUUCGCUCGUCUCUUUCUUUCUCUCUCUCUGGGUCUCGACUCUCUAGCAAUGGCGCUUUCCGCAGCUUUCAAGGAGAGACUAGAUCAAAUGGAGUUUACCAGAAACCAGCGACUUCAUCUUCUCCAGGCGGAGAAAGAGCUACAAGUGGAGAAAUCACAGAUACUAGCAACCAAGCACGCAAACAUACAAUCAAUAGAACGCAAAUGUUUGAUGCUCGACCAGAAGAUCGCGGCACAAAACCUCAAGAUCACGCUUCUCAGAUCUACCAUCCAAGAUCUCGAUUCCAAAUACCACUGCUCUGUUCAGCAACUGAGGACGCUAAAGAGCGAGGUUGAAGAGUUAAAGGAGUUAGACCAAGAGAGGGAAAAGUAUUACGAGCUGAAAUGCUCAGAGAUGAACGAGUUCAUGCAAAAUGUGGAGCGGUUCAGAUCAGAGAAACGGUUACAAGUCAAGAACCUGAGAGACCAUGUCAAGGAGCUUAGCUCAACGUUCGAGGAAAUUCACAACAAGAACAAUUAUCUGAGGAACACAAAUUAAAGGUAUGGUUCCUCUAAUCAUCAUAGCAUGAAGCGAGGUGCAAAAGCAUAUAAACACGUUUGCAG